Molecule: messenger RNA, 1954 nt
Organism: Polypterus senegalus (gray bichir)
Lineage: Eukaryota; Metazoa; Chordata; Cladistia; Polypteriformes; Polypteridae
Gene: grap2a
Product: GRB2 related adaptor protein 2a
Exons: 8
Coding region: 337-1158 (273 amino acids)
Molecular function (GO): protein binding
Source: RefSeq, a predicted model, not a curated record
AGAGGGCGUGGCGUAUAUCCGAGAAACACAAAACCACUUGAGUGAGCAGCUGGGGCCGCAGCACUUCCAGGAAGAGAGAAACUGAAAGGGAGCUGAAUGCUCGUCGCAGAGAGAGAGGCUCCCAACGAGAGAGCACUAAAGACAGACACUCCGGCUUAAUAGUUUCAUUGAUCUGACUGGAAACACACAUCCGUUACAUACUGCCAAGCCAACCGUUACCGUGUGAUCAAUAACCCAGAAGCUGACAAACCUGCUUGUUCAAGACAUACUGCCAGAACACCACAUUUCCAGCUCAAAGACUGCCUCCCUUCUAACUUGACUGGUGGUCCCCUCAAGAUGGAAGCUGUAGGGAAGUAUGACUUUACUGCCACGGCGGAGGAUGAGCUCACCUUUCGCAAAGGAGACAUUCUAAAGAUUUUAGGAAAUCAAGAUGACUGGUUUAAGGCUGAACUUCAUGGUCAUGAAGGGUACGUUCCCAGAAACUACAUCGAGCAACGGACGCCAAGCUGGUUUCAUGAAACCAUAACAAGACAAAACGCUGAGGAAAUGCUGAUAAAAAAGGAGUUGGGAUCAUUUCUCAUCCGUGGUAGUCAGAGCUCACCAGGAGAAUUCUCCAUUUCUGUCAGACAUGACUUAGACGUGCAGCAUUUCAAAGUGAUGAAAGAUGGCAAAGGAAACUAUUUCCUCUGGACAGAAAAAUUCCCCUCCCUUAACAAGCUGGUUGACUUCUACAAGACUUCCUCCAUUUCCAAACACAAGCAGAUCUUCUUGCGGGAGGGCACCAGGGACGAGCUCCAGCAGAGCAAGCGUGGAAGCUUAGAGGAGCGUGCAGGGCCAUUUGGAAUACCUCCAAAUCCAAUGCAGUCCCGAAGGCCAUCUGAUAUUCCAUCUCAGCAGGUGAGGUCACCUCCAUUUGGUAACCCAGGUAGCAGCUCAACUCCACCUCGGCGUCAGUCUGAAGCUCAUCCUGUACCGCAAGCUGGAGGAGUUAUGCGUGUCCGCGCCCUCUAUGACUUCUCAGCAGAAGAGGUGGACGAGUUGGGCUUUCAGCACGGGGAUGUCAUUGAAGUGCUGGAUCGUUCUGACCCAUCCUGGUGGAAAGGGCGUCUUCGGGGACAAGUUGGAUUGUUUCCUAGCAACUACAUUGCCCAGCUUUGAACUGGACUUUUACAAUAGAAGGACUAUAAACGAGAACUUGGAAUGACUUGAUGUGAGGAGCAGAGAAAUUCGGAAAGAGAAAUAUCCUUAAUAUCAAUGCAUUUCUUCGUCAUGUUUGAGGAUCCUUUCUGGUUGUGAAUAAUCAGCCCCUUUUAAAGACAUGAAAAAUAAAAAAAAAAUGUCCAUUACACUAUGCUUCUCUUCAGACAUGUUUCCAGUAAAGACAAGAUUUUAUCUGAGAUAAAGAAUUCUGUCUUCAAGAAGAAAGCCCCAUUAGAUGGUGUAAACGUCAAAAAAGUAAGAGAAGUGGAGUGACUGUCUUUUUGGACCUCAAUAAAAUUCAACUUUAAAGCCAUCCUUUAUUGGACUUUGUGGAAGGCAAAUCUAAAACUGUAUUUAUUUAUCAUCUAAUCCCUAAAUUUUUCAUGUUUUUUCUUCUCUUGAGAACUUUGUUGGUUUUUAAUUGUUGUUUCUUUUACAUCAUGUUAUAUAGACCAAUAAGUUUUUGAAUGUGCACAGUGGUAUCCAUGUUUGGAGGGCAGAAUGUUUAAAAACGUUAGAACUGAGAAAAUAGCUUAUAGCGUAUUUUAAAGUUUAAGGAGCUAGACUGCUGGAUCAAGAACACCCCCCUCCAUCCCUCCCAUAUGUGCCGAUCUGCUUCCACAAGCUUUUUUUGGCUCCUUGCACCCAGCAUAAUCGUAAGAUGCUGCUUGUGGUGAUACCAAGACACGAGUAAUUCAUUUUAACCUUCGUAUUCUUUCACUUACAGAGCCUAUUAAAAGUGGGAGUUUUCACA